Messenger RNA from Toxotes jaculatrix (banded archerfish), 859 nucleotides. RefSeq names its product centromere protein V (gene cenpv). Lineage: Eukaryota; Metazoa; Chordata; Actinopteri; Toxotidae. Gene Ontology annotation, molecular function: carbon-sulfur lyase activity. Bases 309 to 737 code for a protein of 142 amino acids. The transcript is spliced from 6 exons. The record is from RefSeq and is a predicted model, not a curated record.
GAAACAUUCAGGAGCUAUACAAAGGCAAAGUCUUGUGUAAUACAAGGGUAUGGCAGUGUAGCCUGCGUGUUACACACACGGACUUUGUCCAGCCUUUUUUCCUUCCUUCUAGAAUGCUAAAUAUCGUAGCCAUUGCCACAUUAAGAACUCGGGGUCUGAAUGACUGUGUGUUUAUGUGACUGGAACACGAAAGGGACAUGUGCAGACAGCAGGGUGGUUGUUUUGGUUGAGGCACUCAGUUCCACGUCAGCGGGUUUCACAACAAACACGUCACACCAGUUCCACCAGAACUUCACAAAAGAGCUAGAAUGGCUCUUAUAAAGCAUACAGGCGGCUGCCACUGUGGAGCUGUUAGAUUUGAAGUGUCGAGUUCCCCAGACCUCCAUGUUUUCCAUUGCAACUGUAGCAUUUGCACAAAGAAACAAAACCACCAUUUUAUUGUUCCAAAAAAUCACUUCACACUCUUGCAGGGGCUGGAUAAUCUGACAACAUACACAUUUAACACUCAUGUUGCUAAACACACCUUCUGUAAAACCUGUGGAGUUCAGAGUUUCUACACUCCACGCUCCAACCCCGAUGGAUAUGGUGUUGCUCCACACUGUCUGGAUCCAGGUACUGUGCGCAGUGUAACAGUGGAGAAGUUUUGUGGGGAGAAGUGGGAAGAGAGCAUGCAAGCUCACAAGGCCAUCAGAGACAUGUCUAGACCUGUAUCAGACGCAGCUGAGGAAACAAAAUAACACCACUGUGAUUGAAGAAUCAAACUUUUUUUUUAAUCAGUAGUACACCAGAAAUAUUGUACAGUAUUUUCAACAGUCUGUGAAGUUAUAAGAUGAAAAAAAAAAACAACAGCUCCCCAACU